This is a messenger RNA of Arachis stenosperma, 4338 nucleotides long. RefSeq lists its product as uncharacterized. Gene Ontology annotation, molecular function: DNA helicase activity. Gene Ontology annotation, biological process: DNA repair; telomere maintenance. The record is from RefSeq and is a predicted model, not a curated record. NCBI's taxonomy places the organism in Eukaryota, Viridiplantae, Streptophyta, Magnoliopsida, Fabales, Fabaceae. The coding region runs from base 1 to 4338 and encodes 1445 amino acids. The transcript is spliced from 11 exons.
AUGGAUUCAGCAGAAUAUAAGCUUAGUCCUAAGUUAGCUAGGCUGAGGAGGAUUUGUAUCAUCAAGGAGAAGAGAAAUAGAAAAAUACAAGCUUCCAUACAGAAUGUUUCUGAGAAUGAUUUUGCAAACAACACAUUGCUUCCAAUGAAGAGAAGCACACAAAUACUCCCAAGUAAGAGUACAGUGCUUAGGGAGAAAUCAAUCAUCCAAUCAUUACGUAGAAAUAGCAAAGAGUUGUUUAAUUCUUCUCAACUCUUCAAUGGUGAGAGCUCUAACCAAGUUGUCUACAAUAAGAAACCGGUAUCACAUGUUAACAAUGGACAUUAUGAAAGUCUUGAUGCCUUUGAUGAUAUAGUGAUUGACUCAGAUUAUAUUCAACAAGAAAUUCAUAAUAAUAAUAAUAAAGGGUCAUCUAGCUUAAACACAUUAUCCAAUUGCAAUUUGACAUGCGAAUCAGUUACCUGGGAUGCUGGGGAUCCAAUUCAUGUAUGUCGAUAUUGCAAAGCUAUGAUGUGGGACGGUGAAAGGCUAUCUAAGAGCAAAGGAAGUAAUAUCCCUAUAUUCCGCACAUGUUGCAUGAGUGGGAAGGUUGAACUUCCUUUUCUUAGGGAGGCACCCCAGAUUCUACAAGAUUUGCAUUUUGAGGAUGAUGAACGUGGUAGAUACUUUCGCAAGAACAUACGUUCUUUUAAUUCCAUGUUUUGCUUCACAUCCAUGGCUGGUAAAAUUAAUCACAAUAUAAACAAUGGAUCUGCACCUCCUACGUUCUCUCUUAGUGGUCAAAAUUACCAUUCAAUUGGAAGUUUGCUUCCCUCACCAAGUGAUAUUCCAAAGUUUGCACAGUUAUACAUAUACGACACUGAAAAUGAGAUUCAAAAUCGCAUAUCUGCCAUCAGGUCUUCCAAUUCGAAUAAUGUUAUUGAGCAAACAAUUGUUAAUGAGUUGAAACAAAUGAUGGAUCUUCACAAUCCUCUUGCAAAGUCAUUUCGAUAUGCACGCGAUCGCUUCAAAGAAGAUUCAAAAACUAAUAUCAAGCUCAAACUAAUUAGAAAAAGGGAAAAGGAUGGCAGGAGGUAUAACCUCCCAACAGCUUCUGAGGUUGCAAUACUUAUUGUUGGUGAUAUUGAUGAGUCAAGUUUGCAGAGAGACAUCAUUCUUGAGACUACCUCUAACAGACUAAAAAGGAUAGAUGUCCUUGACCCGUCUUACCUGUCUCUACAGUAUCCUUUGAUUUUUCCCUAUGGGGAGGAUGGUUUUAGGCCAGGUAUUGAGAACUCUUCCACGUUUGAUAUUUUUGGUACUAAGAAGAGAAAGACUAUAAGCAUAAGAGAAUUCUUUUCAUACAGAAUACAAAUGCGUUUGGAAGAGUCAUCUAUACUAUUACAUUCAAGAAGAUUAUUUCAGCAGUUCUUAGUUGAUUCAUAUACUAUGAUUGAGUCUGAGCGUCUUAGAUAUUUACGCAACAACCAACCUAAGCUCAGGGUUGACAAGUACAACUCAUUGCAUGAAUCUUUAGUUAGGGGAGAAGCUGAUGCGAUUCUUUCUGGUCAAAGAAUAAUUCUUCCAAGCAGUUUCACUGGUGUAUUUUGGAUACCCCAGUUAUUUAUCACAAUUACUUGCAAUCCUGAAUGGGAAGAGAUCAAACGCCUUUUACAUGGCACUGGCCUUAAGGCAGAGGAUCGUCCUGAUAUUGCUUCAAGAAUCUUUAGUAUUAAGUUAGAUGAGUUGAUAUCUGAUUUCAAGAAUGGGAGGUUGUUUGGCAAUAUUUCUGCAUAUGUGUGCACAGUUGAAUUUCAGAAACGAGGUCUACCACAUGCUCACAUUCUAUUGUUCAUGCAACCACAAUAUAAGCCUAAAUCACCCGACGAUAUUGACCGUGUAAUAUCUGCUGAAAUCCCUGAUAAGACUAACAUGCCUAGACUUUAUGCAGCUGUUGAGAAGUUCAUGGUUCAUGGUCCAUGUGGGAGGCACAACAUCAGUAGUCCAUGCAUGAUAAAUGGAAGGUGUUCUAAGUUUUUUCCAAAGCCAUUCAGAAAUAGAACGAUUAUUGACGAGGGUGGUUUCCCAAAGUAUAAAAGGAUGGAUAAUGGUCAUACAAUAACUAAGAAGAAUGCAAUUUUGGAUAAUUCUUAUAUUGUACCUUACAAUCCUGAUCUACUCUUAAAGUAUGGUUGUCACAUUAACGUGGAGCAUACAUGUCAGACUUCUUCUAUUAAAUAUUUAUUCAAGUACGUCCAUAAGGGUAAUGAUAGGGUUACUGCCUCAUUUUACCAAACAUCUGGUGAUGGGUCUUCUCAACAAGUUGUUGAUGAGAUACGUAACUACUAUGAUUGUCGUUACAUUUCUGCAUGUGAGGCAGCUUGGCGGAUAUUUGGUUAUGAGAUUCAGCUUAAAGAACCUGCAGUGAUUCGUCUACCAUUCCACCUACCUGACGAGCAACCAGUUGUUUUCAAGGACCAUGAGAACAUUGCUGAUGUUAUUCAACAUGUAGAUGGUAAGGUUACUAAGUUAGCUGCUUGGAUGUUGGCUAAUCGUGAGUAUCCUUUUGCUAGAUCUUUAACAUACAGCGAAUUUCCUACAAAAUUUGUAUGGAAAGAUGAUUCAUGCAUGUGGUUUCCUCGCAAACAAGGCUUUUCUAUUGGACGGCUGACUCAUGUUCCACGUGGUAACGGUGAGGAUUAUUACAUGAGAAUAUUGUUAAACAUACAAAGAGGAUGCAUGAGUUUUACUGAUUUACGUACUGUGGAUGGUGUGGUAUACAACUCAUUCAAGGAAACAUGCUAUGCUUUGGGACUCCUACAAGAUGACAAGGAAUUUGUUGAUGCAAUUCUAGAAGCAAGCACUUGGGCGUCUGGAAACUACUUACGAAAUUUGUUUGUUGUGUUGUUGAUUUCUAAUAACAUAUCUAGACCUGAAUUGGUAUGGCAGCAGUGCUACCAACAAUUAUCUGAAGAUUUGUUACAUUCACAUAGAAUUUCAACACUUAAUCCAGACAUUCAGCUUAGUGAUGAUCAACUACUGAAUAUGACUCUUUCAAAGGUUGAGAUGAUGUUGCAAGCUAAUGGUAGGUCACUUCGAGAGUUUAAUGGUAUUCCUCUCCCUGAUUUAGAUAUCAUUGAUGGCUUGGAUGAUCGGAUAAUAGCUGACGAGCUAACUUUUGAUAUUGUUGCCCUAAGGGACGAAUUAGAAGUUAUGUUGUCCGAAAUGAACUGUGAACAACAAAAUGCUUUUCAUAGAAUAAGCAAAGCCGUGAAUAAUAACCUUGGUGGUUUUUUCUUCAUAUAUGGUUAUGGUGGAACAGGUAAGACAUUUCUAUAUAGGGCACUUUCUGCAGCUAUUCGUGUCAAAGGAGAAAUUGUUCUUAAUGUUGCCUCAAGUGGAAUUGCAUCUCUUUUGCUUCCAAAAGGUCGUACAGCUCAUUCUAGGUUUAAGAUACCUUUGAAACUUCAUGAAGAUUCUGUAUGUAGUAUAAAACAAGGGUCUCCGCUUGCUAAGUUGAUUUGCAAAGCAAAGCUUAUUAUAUGGGAUGAGGCUCCGAUGUUAAACAAGAUUUGUUAUGAAGCACUCGACAAGUCUUUAAAAGACAUACUUAGAUCUUCAUCAUCAUACAAUGAAGACUUACCCUUUGGUGAUAAGGUAGUUGUACUUGGAGGUGACUUUAGACAAAUUCUACCUGUCAUACCUAUGGGAUCUAGACAAGAUAUUGUACAAGCUACAAUUAACUCAUCUUAUCUGUGGUCAUCAUGCAAAGUAAUUACUCUUUCUCAGAAUAUGCGUCUUACAGUUGGUGUGCCUGAAUCUAAUUCUAUUGAAAUCAAACAAUUUGCUCAAUGGCUUCUUAGAAUUGGUGAUGGUCUUGAAGGAGAUUCAAUUGAUGGUGAGUCUGAGGUCAAUAUUCCAGAAGAAAUUCUAAUUAAGGACAAUGCUGAUGGCUUUGACAAUAUCAUUAGGUUUGUAUAUCCUGAUAUACUUACUAAUUUGAAGCAGUCAACUUUUUUCAAGGAGAGAACCAUUCUUGCUCCUACACUAGAUGUUGUGCACGAGGUAAAUAAUCAUAUAAUGAAGCAUAUUGAAGAAGACGAGAAGGUUUAUCUAAGUUCUGACUCCAUGUGCGUUGAAGAAGGUAGCAUGGAGUCAGAGCUUGAUACAUUUACUCCUGACGUACUAAAUGCAAUUAACUGCUCAGGUUUACCACCUCAUGAACUUAUAUUAAAAGUAGGUGUUCCUGUUAUGUUACUAAGAAAUAUUGACCAAUUUAAUGGACUUUGCAAUGGUACAAGAUUACAGAUUCCAAAGAAGGCAAUUUCCAUUAGUCGUCUCAUUUGCAAUGACCAUUAA